Molecule: messenger RNA, 2142 nt
Organism: Contarinia nasturtii (swede midge)
Lineage: Eukaryota; Metazoa; Arthropoda; Insecta; Diptera; Cecidomyiidae
Exons: 4
Coding region: 451-1044 (197 amino acids)
Biological process (GO): regulation of transcription by RNA polymerase II; positive regulation of gene expression
Cellular component (GO): mediator complex; core mediator complex
Molecular function (GO): transcription coregulator activity
Source: RefSeq, a predicted model, not a curated record
CCAUAUCCAACCAGCUUUUUUAACGAAACAUUUUUUGUCCGAAUUUCCAUUUUCAUGACCGAUCAUGUGCACAGACAAAAAAUGUCAUUAAGCAAAUCAUUUGUAUGUAUGCUAAUGUUUUGCAUCCGAGCUGCCAGAUGAACGAACACUUGUUCAUUUGUUUUGUUUAUAUUAUGCGAAGUGCUUCGGUUGGACCAUUGCCGACAUUUAACAAUAGUUGGAUGAAAAGAGAUAGCAUCCAUUUGUAAACAAUACAAAAGCGAUAAUCCACAACUGAACUUAUUUUCACGACGCAUAUUCGACAGCACCGGCUAAGUGAUUUAACAUUAACACGCUCAUUGAGGUUAUUGAUUUGCAUCGAUCAUCACUUCUUACGAUUGAGAGCUACUAUUCGAGAUCAACUUUUUUUUUGUGUGUCAUUCAACGAAAUUCAAUUUUUCAUCAGCAAAAAUGGAAGCCGCCUGGAUCAAAAAAAUAUUUUUACAUUUGUUGGAAGGAUUAAAUGAUAUUGUCGACAUUGUCGACAUGGAUAAGGUAAUGCAAACCAUCACGAUUUUCGACCAAAUUCAACCGACAAAGGAACAAUUGGUAGCGUCAAAUGUUGAGGAGUGCAUAAAAGAGUUAUAUUAUGACACACCGAAUGCAUAUCUUAAGUAUCGAUUGGGUUUUGUGAUAAAGAAAUGGCGUACAAUUCUUGAAAACGAAACAGUGAAACCGGAUAAACCAGGACGCGCUAAAUCCAAUUCAGUAUUUGAAGCAAUCAUAAUGGACGAUGAUCGAUUUUUUGAGACGAAAAGCGUGCCAGAGCUAUUGCAUCGCUUGCUUAAAUCAUUCGAUAAAAACUACAAGGUGAUUGAUAUGGCAACGAUUUUGAAUACAAUUUCGAUGUUUGAAAACAUGGAUAUUCCGGCAUCACAAUUGGCACAAACCCAUUUGGUUACAUACAUUAGUCGAUUGCGACACAAUACCACAAACAAGUACCUGUCAAAACGGCUGCGAAUGCUUCUCCGAAAAUGGCAAAUUUCGUUUAUCCGUAUUAAAUAGAAAUGUUAUCUUUUUUUAUGGAUAAAGUUAUGUUCUGCAAGUAUAUGUUAUCGUUGAUAGAUGUAUUUUGAGAACAGAUUCAAAAAUGGUAUUCAAUGGACAAUACCAAUUUUUUUUGAUGAAUUUUAACAGUGAAUAGAGAAUAAUUUUUUCGGUAAUAGUUUAAAGAAAAUUUAGAUAAAAGAAACAUUGUUUUUGGUAAGAUUAUGUUUAAAAAAAAAAAAUAGUGCAAAAGGUUACUUAAACAUAUUCAUAGCAUAGAUAUUAUUAGUUUAAAUGAUCAAAACCAUUCUAAUUUAUUUAAAUUCUCUAUAGAGAAUUAUUUCUUGUCAUGAGCUAAAUUAAUAUUUAUUCUUUUUUCAAUUUCCUCACGGGAUAUAUGUGAUCCUAGAAAUAGAAUAUCUUUUGUAACUAGUUGUUGACAUACAUGUUAUUGUUAUUGGAAAUUGUGUCAACAAAGUAUACAUCUUCAUUGAGACAAACUUAAAGUUGAAUAAUAAUAAAUAGUUGAUUGCAUACAAUGAGUCAUGUAGAAGUAAAUGGAAGUAAAUUGAUAAGAAACGAAUGAUGAUCAAUGCUAAUUGUAAUCUGAACAAAGACAAACUAAGAAAUACCAAAUGCUAUCUAUUUAAUAAUACGAAUAGCAAAAUAUUUAUUAUAAAAAUGCCUCGAAAUGAUAAUCCGAUUUUUAUCUGAAUUUGAAGUAUUAUUACGGAACUAUUUAUAUAUACUAAAAAUAAAAUAGGCUAGGAACAUAUGAACCGGCUAGAAUAUUCGUGACCUCAAGAAAUUUGUCAAAAUAAAACUUCAACGUACCCAUACAUUUUUUAUAUGAACAUGUUGCUCUUUUAGCUCACGAAUAUUCUAACCGAUUCAUAUAUCGUUUACGCGAUAUGAUGGAAUUGAGCUUAAGCGGCUAUAAUUGUGUACAGAAUUGUUUUCUUCUCAAAAUCACUAUAAUAUGCUGCCAUUGCUUGAAUGAGUUUAAUUUCAUCAAAUGUAACACUGGGAUAAGUUUGAAUCUCCCCAAAAAAUGAUUUUUCACUAUAUUUUUCUCUAGAUCUUUUUUCCAUUUUUUUUCUUCAUAUUUUUAAUAUC